Molecule: messenger RNA, 1102 nt
Organism: Loa loa (African eye worm)
Lineage: Eukaryota; Metazoa; Nematoda; Chromadorea; Rhabditida; Onchocercidae
Exons: 5
Coding region: 205-1044 (279 amino acids)
Source: RefSeq, a predicted model, not a curated record
UCACUAAAGGAUAGGUAAGAAGGAUCCAUGUAUAUGUGUGCAUGUGUGUGUGUAUGUGUGUUUAUGUAUGUGUAUGUGUGUAAUAUGUGUGUAUGUAUGUAUGUGUGUGUGUGUGUGUGUGUGUGAAUCUAUUGAUGGAUCGGAUCUGAUUCACUCCAUCAUAUCAUAUUUGGUAGUAUUUUCAGCAGCGAUGUUCCUAUUGUCAUGAUUGAGGCAAUUUUUCGAGGACGUUUUAUAGCGUUUAUUACAAUUUUUGAUAUUUGUUUCAUCAGAAAUGGAAAUGUCGCGAUAGUAUCACGAAAGAAAUGGACGGAACAAGAUGAAGCUCGAAGGAUUCAACAGAUAAUGGAGGCGGAAGAAAUGGAAUACGAAAUGGAACAGCGCUCCCAAUCUGCUGCUGCCGCUGCUGCUAUUGCUGUAGAUGGUGAUAACAUGCUGCGGGAUGAUCACCAUAAUUAUCCGAUAACUGAAUCUUAUCAGUACAUAAAGGGAACAGUUCUACCAGUUACAUUUCCUAGUGUCGUUACUACUACAACAGAUGAUAGCUAUUGGUGUUAUUAUUGUACGAGUCCGCUAAGUAUAAUGAGUGGAAAUAUGCAGCGUGCAAUUGCAAAUUUCCUACGCAUUCGUCGUACGGCUUAUCCGGUUCAAGUGAAGAAUACGCGAUGCUCGGAACCACGUAAUUUGACGGAGUUAGCUGUGGAACAUUGUCGACAUCCCUAUUGUCAAACGCUAAUUUUGACAGAUCACGAUACAGGUUCAGCAUUUACAAUGCGUGGUUGUGCUGAAACAUUUGGAGCAAUAAAUGAAAAGUUGCUUGAUGCACGUGGUGAUAAUACGUGCCAGAGACUACACGAACAACUUGAUAUACAGGAAUGUAUCUGUAGGCAUCGACAAUAUUGCUAUCCAGGUGCGAAACGUCGAUUUUUCGAUACUUCAGCAGCUACAAUAUUCAUGGCUUCAGCGCCAGCUAAUAAUAUAAUAUUCAUAUUUUAUCUUAUUUUGUUAAUUUCUUUAAAGCUCACAUUUUAUGACCAAUUAUAGUUGACCUCUCUCAGUCAUCACUGGUUAUAUUUAUUUGAAUCCCAUAAUUUUCUUUCCG